AUACAUUGUUACUGACUCCAUUCAUUCACCUACAACAGAGCAAUUCCUACUCACCAACAUGGCACCUAAAAAAGCCGGAGGGCUGAGCGAGGUCAGAGAACCAACUGCAGAGGACCAGAAACUGGCGGAUAAGGUAAAGGAAGAUGUGGUGAAGAAGAUUGGGCGCAAUGUAUCAACAUUCAAAGUUGUACAGGUUUCUACUCAGGUUGUGGCUGGAAUAAAUUACUUUUUUAAGGUGAAAGUGGGAUCCGUUGAAUUCAUUCAUAUUCGGAUAUACGAGGACCUCCAGGGGAAUGUGAAGCUCUCCAAUGUGAAAGACUGCCAGACCAUUGAUAGCCCACUGGUCUCUUUCUGAGGCUCAAAGCCCAAGUGAUCACAGAGAGGGACUGGAAGGGUCAACCUCGGUCAACCCAAAGUGCCUUCAUAACAUGCUGCACAAUAAAAACUCUCUGCAGUUUUA
This is a messenger RNA of Xenopus laevis (African clawed frog), 460 nucleotides long. RefSeq names its product cystatin-A. The coding region runs from base 59 to 355 and encodes 98 amino acids. The record is from RefSeq and is a predicted model, not a curated record. The transcript has 3 exons. NCBI's taxonomy places the organism in Eukaryota, Metazoa, Chordata, Amphibia, Anura, Pipidae.